This is a messenger RNA of Trichoderma citrinoviride, 249 nucleotides long. RefSeq lists its product as hypothetical. Bases 1 to 249 code for a protein of 82 amino acids. The transcript has 2 exons. NCBI's taxonomy places the organism in Eukaryota, Fungi, Ascomycota, Sordariomycetes, Hypocreales, Hypocreaceae. The record is from RefSeq and is a predicted model, not a curated record.
AUGAAGUUCGCCGUUGCCUUUGCCGCUCUCGCCACCUUGGCCGCUGCCAGCCCUCACUCUCCUCCUCCUCCUCCGAAGGGCUGCAAGCCCGCUACCUACUCUUGCCUUCCUCACGACAACGGCUGGCAAGUCUGCAGCACUGCCGGACAAUGGGUCUUUGCCGGCAACUGCCCUCCCAAGACCGUCUGCAAGUUCGACAAGGAGAACGGCAGCCCCUACUGCGUUCCCCCCGGAUUCACCAUCCCAUAA